UCUCUUCACAACUAAAAAUGUCUAUCGUACGAAAAAGAGAUGGUUCUUGGUUAUUAAUACUUCAUAGCUCUUCCGAUAAUUCGAUACAUUCAAUCGAUUUCUCCAAAAACUCUAUAACUGCACUUACGCACCUUGCACUGUCGAUUCCACUGAUGGUGAAGGGGGAUAUUUUAAGCAGUGGCCAAUGGUAUUUGUAUCAUACAAAUAUUAAUAUGAUCAUUGAACUUAUUAGGAUCCCUAAUGUUGUUGAAAGCUUUAAUGUUAUUAAUGUCAACGGAUUACUAAGGCCUACUCCGGCAGAAAUUACAUAUCUCUCUCAAGAAGGUGUUGCACAGGCUAAUGUAUUAUGUGCACGUUUUCUCCAAACAAAUAAUGGUUCAAUAGCAGCUUCCAUUAUUUCAAAUUUACCAGAAGCUUUAAUUAGUAAUACGGGUGAUGUCGAAAUUUUUUCAUAUAUGAGAGACUCAAAUGAUGAGGGAAACUAUGAAAAUUUUUACAAAAAUUUAAACAAUGUUUCAAUAUAUCUGACUAAGUCGGGUCAAUUGGCAACUGUGAUUCCAUCAAAAGACGGUAGAAGUACUGGAUAUUUGGAAUUAUUCAAUCCUGUUCAAAAAGUAUUAUGGAGGAUUGUUCUUCCAUUGGCUGUUCCUGGCAUUAACAAAACAAACCCAGCAACGGGUCAUCCAUACAUGCAAGUUGAUAGGGUGGCUGCAUAUUUGUUGGAAAUGCCUAAUGGCGAUUUAUUAACAAUGGAUAAUAGUGGCAUCGCAAGAAUAUGGCAAGUUGAUGCGGGUGAAUUAAUAAAAGCAGUUAAUGCAUGGAAAAAGUUGGUUGGCAAUAUUGAUCAACGUGUUUUGUCUAUUAUAUAUGAUGAUCCUGAGGGUAACAUUACUAAAUACGCAUCAGAGACUCCUAAUGAUAUGAUAAAUGAUAUAUUUGGAAGGCAGCAAACCUUUGUAGAUGUUGAAAAUUUGGAGCUUAGGGCUGAAGCUAAACAACCACUUGAACUUACCGACGCCCAAAGAGAAUUGCACAAACUGGCAAUGCAAACACGACUUGAACAAAUCAACAUGACUCAAGAAGAUUUUGAGUUGUAUCGUUCAUAUAAAGCCAAUGUUCAACGUGAAAUUCGAGAGCUCCAUGUAAUAUUAGAAAGUAUUGAAGCUAAGGAGAAAGAACGUGUAUGGUUAAAAAAUCAGAGUUCCGGAGAUGUAGAUGAUAUGAAAUUAAUCGAAGGAUUAACUGGCGAUAUAAAUAUUUAUAAGCGCCGUGGUGAAAAUGAACCCGAAAGUGGAUUCUACCAAGCUCGUCCUAAAAAGAUAUAUUUCGUUUUCGAUUUAAGUGCCAG
Molecule: messenger RNA, 1348 nt
Organism: Racocetra persica
Lineage: Eukaryota; Fungi; Glomeromycota; Glomeromycetes; Diversisporales; Gigasporaceae
Source: the annotation of a GenBank genome assembly